This is a messenger RNA of Ctenopharyngodon idella (grass carp), 3569 nucleotides long. RefSeq names its product gastrula zinc finger protein XlCGF57.1-like. Gene Ontology annotation, molecular function: DNA-binding transcription factor activity; RNA polymerase II cis-regulatory region sequence-specific DNA binding. Lineage: Eukaryota; Metazoa; Chordata; Actinopteri; Cypriniformes; Xenocyprididae. The record is from RefSeq and is a predicted model, not a curated record. Bases 147 to 1517 code for a protein of 456 amino acids. Gene Ontology annotation, biological process: regulation of transcription by RNA polymerase II. The transcript has 3 exons.
CUUUUAUUUUGGUGUGGUGACAUGACGCCAUAAUGCUGCACCGCGCUCCUGCAUCGGUUGAUUCGGCUGAAGAAAGGACAGAGUGUCUAAAGACAGAAAAACUCCUGGUGAAGCGACUGAGAUCCAUGUGACACACUAUUAAAAAGAUGGCGUUUAUUAAAGAGGAGAGUGAAGAUAUAAAGAUGGCGUUUAUAAAAGAAGAGAGUGAAGACAUGAAGAUUGAAGAAACAUUCAGAGUGAAACAAGAAGAUACUGAGGAACAAACAGACCUGAUGGUGCUGAAAAAAGAGGCUGAAGUACUGAAUGAAAUGGAAGAGAAAGAUCAAUACAAGAAUCAUCCUGAUUUCAUAACUGGAGAAAAAACUUUUAGUUGCUCGCAGACUGAAAAGACUUCCUCACGAAAAAGGGCUAAAAAGACAAAAACUAUAAGGAAUUUCACCUGCCAACAGUGUGGAAAGAGUUUUGCUGAAAAGAUGCACCUUGAAAGACACAUGAGAGUUCACACUGGAGAGAAGCCUUACACCUGCCAACAGUGUGGAAACCGAUUCACUUUAAAAGGAAGCCUUACCAGGCACAUGAGAAUUCACACUGGAGAGAGACCUUACAGAUGCCCUCAGUGUGGAAGAAGUUUCAGUUGUAAAGGACACCUUAAAGCCCACAUGAGAGUUCACACUGGAGAGAAGCCUUUCGUCUGCCAAGAGUGUGGAAACAGAUUCACUCUAAACGGAAGCCUUAAAAAGCACAUGAGAAUUCACACUGGAGAGAAGCCUUUCACAUGCCAUCAGUGUGGAAAUACUUUUGCUCAAAAAGUAAGCCUUAACAGGCACAUGAUAAUUCAUACUGGAGAGAAGGCUUACACAUGCCUUCAGUGUGGAAAGACUUUUGCUCAAAAAGUAAGCCUUAACAGACACAUGAGAAUUCACGGUGGAGAGAAGCCUUUCGCCUGCCAACAGUGUGGAAGAAGUUUCAACCUAAAAGGAAACCUUAAAGUCCACAUGAGAAUUCACACUAAGAAGAGCCUUUUCACCUGCCAACAAUGUGGAAUAAGUUUCACUCAAAAAGAAAGUUUUAACAGACACAUUAAAAUCCACACUAUAGAGAAGCCUUACACCUGCCAACAGUGUGGAAGGAGUUUUGAUCAACAUAAAAACUUUAAAGUCCACAUGAGAUUUCACACUGGAGAGAAACCAUACAUGUGCACUCAGUGUGGAAAGAGUUUCAAUCAAAAACGAAACUUUAAAGAUCACAUGAGAAUUCACACUGGUGAUCAGCCCUACACAUGUCCUCAGUGUGGAAGAAGUUUCAAUCAGAAAGGACACUUUGAAGACCACAUAAGAAUUCACACUGGAGAGAAACCUUUCACCUGCCAACAGUGUGGAAAAAGUUUCAACCGAAAGGAAAUCCUUAACAGACACAUGAGAGUUCACACUGGAGAGAAGCCGUUUACAUGUGGUCACUGUGGAAAAAGUUUUGGGUAUAAAAUAGCCCUUAAGUGCCACAUGAGUAUUCACGUAUGAGAGAACUGUUUUUGUACAUCAUCAGUGUGGAAUGAAUUUCACAGACAGGAAACACAUCAUGUUUGAGAGACUGUAUAAUGUGCUGAUAAUUGUUAUGGUGCUAAAUCACCUUAGAGGGCUAAAAUCCCUAUGAAUGACCAGUGACUACGAGAGAAAUAAAGUAGCCAGAGUAAAAAAAUUAGAUUCAAUUAAUUGAUUACUCAAAUGAAGAAUGAACUACAGUAGUCAACAUUUGAAGUGUAUCAAAACCUUUCAUCAAAGUUGUCCUAAAACCUUCUUCUUAGGACAACGUAGUUCUUAGGACAACUUUUCUGAUCCACUUCAAAUGUUGACUACUAUAGUUACAUAUUUACAUGUCAACAGAAGCAUAAAUCUGUAUCAAAUAAAAUACAUAUUACUGUGUAGGCCUGUACAAAAUAAUAAACAAACAAUAUAACAGAAACAGGCUUUUGAUUCAAAAGAAACAGAGACGUGGCGAUCUGGAAAAGCCGCUUUUCAACUGUCAUGCCAGGGCUUUCAACGGUUGGGGCUAUUGGCCUUGGACCUGUAGGAUCGAGCCCAAAAUCACACGGUUUCCACCGUCGUGCCAGAAGGUCCACAGCGCUUUACUAAAAUCCUACCUUAACACUUCUCUCUGAAACGAUGUCACACAACCCCAUCAUUUCACCAUCAAAGGGAAGUUUUAUUAGACUGGAAACUAGCGAGAUUGCAAAAUGAACAAUGUUUGCCUUUUUGUUUUUUACUUAAAGAUUUUAAAGCAAGCAUCAAUGUUUUACUAUAAAAAGUGAUACAUUGAUAAUGAAUUAAUUUGUGUCAGGAUUGCACAGUAAUCAUACAGAAAUAAAGUGGUUUUUACCAUUAUUUCACAAAAGAGGGAAAAGACGCGUACUUAUUUAGUCACGUGUUUCUUUUUAUUUGUAGUCACAGGAUAGAUUAAACUCUGGGGUUUUUGUCCGAAAGCAUGAAUAUUGAAAAAAAAAAUAUAUAUAUAAAAUCUCAUGUUUACAUCACAUUUCCUUUGAAAGAAUGAUAAUUUCUAUAAUUUUUCAACCAUCUGAGGAGCUUUAAGCGCUGUCACCAGUCCCAAUAUAUCGUUAUCAUUUGAGCCAGAGAAACAGAGGGAGCUCCUGAAUGAAAAACAGGAGUUAUGAUGGAGUAUAUAUUAUGGCAUAUGUGCAGUACAGUACAAAGAGAUGAGGCGUAUUGACAAAAUAUUGUGAUGUAUGAUUUGUCUGGUUACUUCUAGCGGUGUCUUUACUGUUUACUUUGUAACGUUUAGCAUGCAAAGCCUUUUGCAUCGCAUAUAAAUAUAUUUCUGUCUUAUACGUUGAUAAGAGUCGACACUGGAUCCCAAACACAAAUUACUUCAAACACUCGCUGCUGUCUGAAAGUGAGUUUUGAGUCAAAAUGAUUUUAAAUGUCUUUAAUGCAUAUGUAGCUGGUAGCUAUGUAUGAAAUGAUCAGCAGUGCUGACCCUCUCCAGACUCGGAUAAACUCCACCUUUGUUGAUGACCGCUCCUCAAGCCAGAGUUGGCCUGCUUUGGAUUAAGGUAUUUGGUGGGCCAAAAAACCCUGGGUUUGGCCUUGAUGAGGCCAGAUCAAGCCCCAGAAGCGGCUAAUAAUGUGGUGGAAAGAAGGUUCUCAGUCUUAAUAAGACCCAAUAAUUUCAGGGAAAGUCCACUUAAUGGAGGGCAAGAGAGCAGAUAGUAUCACAGUUCAUGGGUCUGUGUGUUGCUGUCGGAUUGCUUGUUAACCACGGUGCAGGUGAGAUAACGCUCCUAUAUCUACCUCGUGUUUUGCUGUUUGUUAUCAGAUCGUUGUUUGCUCGGUUUUUUUUCUACUUCUCUUUUCCUGUUUUUGCAUCCUGCCUUGUGUAGAUUUACUUCUGCCGAGCUGUUUCUGGAUUACUCAUUCACUUCCGUUUCGAAACAGCUUAUUGCGGUCUCUGUGCACCUAGGGCCUACUAUUCAUCUGAAUGACAACAACAUCUGACCAUUUGCCUUGCAUUAUUUUCCUGUGCAUUAUAAAUAAAAUUUCUUGUUGCACUCACAA